AUGGACAAAUCGAUAGUAUUUGCUCUUCCUCCUAUUCCUGUUGGAAUAUAUGAAGAGUUAAUCUCCGGCCCAGUAAUUGAAAGUAGUGUCGCAGAAUUUGCAUUUAAAAAAAAAAUAGAACCAGUUGGUGAAGCAUUUUUUUGUAAAUAUGAGAGAAGAGAAUUAAAUAAAAUUAAUUGUUUAAAGGAGAAUAUUAGGCAUGAAGACUCAAUUCCCAUCAAUUAUAGUUAUUGUGAAGAUGAAGGCAAAAAGAAAUCAAAAAAAGUUUCUAGAAAGAAUUCAGGUAAUAAACUUAACAAAGGUGUUUUGUCAUUAGCGCGACUGAAAGAACUGGCCGAAGAAAAAGAAACUCUUUAUGAGAAAUUAGGGUUGGAUGAAAAUGUUGGUGAUAAAGAAAUUAAACAGGCAUACAGAAAGCUUGUGCUUUCACAUCAUCCUGAUAAAAAUAAAGAAAACUGUUCUGACGCAAGGUCUGAAGAAUUUCUCAAAAUUCAGGAAGCAUAUGAAAUAUUAAGCGAUAAGAAUUUGAGACACACAUAUGAUUCUGCGUUACCAUUUGACGAGUCGGUACCAAGUAUUUAUAUUAAUGAAAAUAACAAUUUUCAAGAGUUUAAAAACUUUUUUUCACCGAUUUUUCACAGAAAUUCACGAUGGUCAAAAAUAAAGCCCGUACCUGAAAUAGGAAACAAUGAUGAUAAAAUCGAAGUAAUUGAAACUUUCUACGAAUUUUGGCGCAGAUUUCAGUCAAAUAGAGAUUUUACUAUCCAUGAUGAACAUGAGUUAAAUCAUGCAGAAUGCCGAGAGGAAAAAAGAUGGAUGGAACGACAAAAUUUUAAAAUUCGCUCUAAAUAUAUUAGAAACGAAAUUUUAAGAAUCAAUAAGCUUGUUGAUCUUGCAUAUAAAAGUGACCCAAGGAUUAAACGACACUACGAAAAUCUUAACAAGAGAAAGGAAGAGGAAAAACGUAAAAAAUUGGAGGAGAAGGAAAUUGAAGAAGAGAAAAAACGUCAAAUGAAUGAAAAGUCGAAAAAGAAGGCAUUUGAGUUAAAAAUAGCAAUUAAAUCAUUAAGAGUUUCAAUAAGGAAUAAUAUGAGGAAGAUCUCCGAUCUAAGUACUUUUUUUGAUAAAUAUCAAAAGGAUGAUUUUUCAGAUUAUAUGGAAGCUAUUAAAGAAUACUUUAGUUGGGAUAGUGAUUUUCUAAAAAGUAUUCAUUCAUACCAACUAACUAAAAUAUAUUCUGUUGAGAAAAUUAAUUUUAGACAAUGGGAAGAAUGGUUUCUUAAAUUAGAUCAUUUUCAACUUGAACAAUUAGACGAUUUUUUGAAUAAAUGGAUUCAAUUGGUUGGUGAGAAUUGUAGUGAUGAUUAUUUAAAAAAGUUGUACUUUAUUUUUACUGUUAAGAUCUUGAACGUAAACAAUUUAAACUCGGAUAAACCUUCGGAACCCGAAAUUACAACUGAUAGAAAUAAUAUUGUUAAUUUUGCUGAAAAUUAUGAAGAAAUGUGUACUGAGCAUUUUUCUUCUGAAUGGACGGUUUCUGAAAUGAGUUUACUUGCAAAAGCUCUCCAAAAGUAUCCAGGUGGUUACAAAAAUAGGUGGGAUAUGAUUUCAGAAUACCUUAAAAAUACAAAAACAAAGGAACAAAUAUUAACAAAGGUUAAGGAGCUAUCUGAGUCUGAAAAACUAGCAAAACUUUCUAAUGAAGUUAAAGAAGAGUCAGCAUUUGAAACAUUUAUUCAGUCCAACAAAGGCGUUUUGAAAAAAUUUGGCAACACUCCCGACAUCAGGGAUUGCGCAGAUGCCUCAAUUAUUAACGAAAUUACGAAUGAUGUUAAUCCCAGCAAAGUAAUUGACCCUUGGACUAGAGAUCAGCAAUGCUUGUUGGAGAAAGCAUUAAAACAGUAUCCCUCUUCUUUACCUUCUAAUAAAAGAUGGGAAUUAAUUUCUUCUUGUAUUCCAGGGAAAGAUCCAUUGCAAUGUUUUACCAGAUACAAACUUAUAAGAGAACGAAUAUUGAAAAAGCAAAAGUAA
Cryptosporidium ubiquitum is the source of this 2031-nucleotide messenger RNA. Its product is annotated as DnaJ domain-containing protein. Gene Ontology annotation, cellular component: cytosol. NCBI's taxonomy places the organism in Eukaryota, Apicomplexa, Conoidasida, Eucoccidiorida, Cryptosporidiidae. Gene Ontology annotation, molecular function: ribosome binding; Hsp70 protein binding. The transcript has a single exon. Gene Ontology annotation, biological process: 'de novo' cotranslational protein folding; regulation of translational fidelity. The coding region runs from base 1 to 2031 and encodes 676 amino acids. The record is from RefSeq and is a predicted model, not a curated record.